This is a messenger RNA of Sphaeroforma arctica JP610, 1057 nucleotides long. RefSeq lists its product as hypothetical. NCBI's taxonomy places the organism in Eukaryota, Ichthyosporea, Ichthyophonida. The record is from RefSeq and is a predicted model, not a curated record. The transcript is spliced from 2 exons. The coding region runs from base 137 to 853 and encodes 238 amino acids.
ACACUGUGUACGGUUGAUUUAACCUAAAAAUGUAAACACAUUAUAAAUAUUGCACACAGUUGUAUUUACACGAUUAACUUUGAACACGACACACACCAGCUAUACUCAACAGUCAUCAGACGUGACAAGCAUAGGCAUGUCCGCCCCACGCACGCGCAAGUUUGAGCAGAACUCAGAGAAGUUUGUAGAAGUAUCAGAAAGGGAGGUCCCUAUCAUUGAGAAGGCCAGAAAGGGGGGCAAAAUACAGGUCAUAUGGGUGAACAAUGAUGACAACAACACAGGGUACUGUAUUGAGCCUGCUUCCAUAGUGGCUGAUGGAUGGGACCACAUAGUUGACGAUGAUGGUACAGGCUGCAUUCAAAUAGAGAUCGUUCGGCACAAGAAGCUGCUAGAGACCAUCAAGGCCAACAACCUUGUGAAAUACCCAGCAACCCUUGUAGCGGCCAUGGGCAUAGAGAUGGACGUCUACGCCCAGCCGUACCAAGCAGACGAGGUCAACAGAGGACGGAACAACCAAAUUGCGUCGCGCCUGACAACGGAUUUAAAGAAGGGGUUUGAACCACAUCGAGUGGUGGGAAAGGCUUUGUUCGUGCGCACUUGUCAGGGGAAGCCAGUGUCCCUCACCGCGUGUAACUUCGUGCGUGCUUGCUGCUUUUUGGAUGAUGUACGUGCCGUGUAUAAAGACGAUAAGGGGCCUAUGGACCCCGCUUUACUUAAGAAGGCGUUCGAGUACUACAACCCGUUUCUAAACGAUACCAUGCUGCGAGAUGGAUGGAACCUCAACGGACGCGCUGUGGCCAAAGAAGGCACGAGCGAGGGCCUCCAGAGGGUCAACAACUACGAUCUCAUGUGACUGUGCGGUGUGUGUAUACGAAGGAUUACACCCUACACGCCCGUCAUAUACAAAUUGCUCUCUACAUCAUACGUGCAUGGGCGCGUUGUCAUACAUUUGCCAUCUAGAUACAAACGUAUGCAAUCCACACACCCUGCAACGGAACCAGUCCAGGCUCGGUCUAGAGUGUGCAAUAAAAUGAUCGGCCGUUGAGCCACAAACCAA